GUCGGCAUCUUCUACAUCUCAUGGUGCGCAUCAUGGACGACGCUCGUCCUCGCCGGCAUGCUCUUCUGCUGGCUCAACCGCGAUGUCCCCGUCCUCAAGAUCCGCGGCCUCCCGCUGUCCUUUUGCGCCAUCGCCUUCCUGCACAUCUACUGGAUCCUCGCACAGAUCACGUACCCCGUGGGGCGGACCCUGCCGGUCGUCCUCGCGUACGACAUCCAGUACUUCUUCAUGAGCCUCUGGUUCCCGCUGGGCGUGGCUUUGUUCCACGCGUCGAACCUCCGCUUCCUCCGCGUGGCACAGCUGCAGAGGCAGUUUACGGAUCCGGCUGCUCGGCGGGUCGAGACGGGCUGCAAUAAGGGCGGCAAGGCCUCGUGGCUUUGUCGAUUGAGGAGUUAUGAUCAUUCGAAGCGGUCGCUGGUCUUGAUUGGCUUCGGGAUGGUCGUUCAGUUCCUGCUCACCAUUGGCAUGUGGGUAGCAUGUCGAAAAUACCAUCCCACGUUUGGCAUUCCUGGCACCGAGCUCCGCGGCGAGACAAUCCCGGAGCAGGUUGUCGAGCUCGGCCGAGGCUGGGAGUGGUGGCCUUCGGUCCUUUGGCAGGUCGUCUGGACGUGGAUCGUUGCGCCUUUUCUGAUAUGGCGAGCAUGGGGGAUUCGUGAUACAAUGGGAUGGCGGACACAAACCAUCGGCUGCUGCAUCUCCAAUCUUCAUGCGACACCGAUGUUUAUGAUCGCCUCCUAUGUUCCCGCCUUUGACAAGGUGAAUCAGUAUUUCACGCCCAGUCAAUGGAUUCACCUCUCCAUCCUCAUGUUUGAAAUAUUCACAGUCUUCGUCCCCGUCUUUCAGGUAUUCAGAUUCCGGGCCCAACAAAAGAGAGCAGCCCGCCUGAAUGCACAAUGGGACACCUUCUCGACUGCUCACACGCUCUGCGCAUCGUCUUCCGAAGACUGGAUAUUCUCCGCCAAGGCCUCGACCCCGAAGAUGAGAGCCGUCGAUUUGUUCGAUGAAGAUCUCGGUGAACGCUUCUUGACAAUGAACGUCCUUGAGCAGGUCCUCAGCGAGGAUCCGGGCCCGCUGCAGGAGUUCUCUGCUCUGAGGGAUUUUUCGGGAGAGAAUGUUGCCUUUUUGACCAGUGUCGCCAAGUGGAAAUCGUCCUGGAUCGAGAAAUUGAGCAGCGAACAGAGGCGACAGAUGUACAACAGCGCUUUGGCGAUAUACAUUGACUACAUCAGUCCCAGAGACGCCGAGUUUCCCCUCAACUUGUCGUCCAGCGAAGUCAAGCGCUUGCAGGCCAUCUUUGAGAAGGCCGCCCGCACCGUCUGCGGAGAGUCAUACAUCAACCCAGCGACGCCCUUCGACAUUGAAGUCGCGCCUGUCCGGUCCUAUGAGACAGACAGUGCUUUGGAGACAAAUAGCAGAGCAACGUAUCGGGGGAGAUACCAUGGCGAGAUUCCAGAUGUAUUUGAUGUCACGGUGUUUGACAGCAUAGAGAGCCACAUCAAGUAUCUUGUCUUGACGAAUACCUGGCCAAAGUUUGUCGAUGAGAUGCAGUCCAGGAAGCGGCGGCGUUCGACUGAGACGACGCAAACA
This is a messenger RNA of Trichoderma reesei QM6a, 1587 nucleotides long. Its product is annotated as GPCR, GprK-type. The record is from RefSeq and is a predicted model, not a curated record. Lineage: Eukaryota; Fungi; Ascomycota; Sordariomycetes; Hypocreales; Hypocreaceae. The annotation marks the transcript as partial. The transcript is spliced from 5 exons.